This is a messenger RNA of Halichondria panicea, 2328 nucleotides long. RefSeq lists its product as uncharacterized. The transcript has 12 exons. NCBI's taxonomy places the organism in Eukaryota, Metazoa, Porifera, Demospongiae, Suberitida, Halichondriidae. Gene Ontology annotation, cellular component: cytoplasm. The record is from RefSeq and is a predicted model, not a curated record. Bases 105 to 2090 code for a protein of 661 amino acids.
UACAAUCGAAUUAAUCCACCGCAUGCAGUCCAUUGUGGUAAAUAAAUUGAGAAGCAGCCUAGCCCAGUUUUUAUCCCAUCUCUCAGCUAAAGAAGUGAGCAACUAUGUCUGACAGUGAACAACCUACAGCUACGGAGCAGCCUGAAGAGCAGCCAGUCGCCGACACACAGGCUCCAGAAACAGAGGAGCAGCCCACUGGGACUGGAGAAGACACUGCUGAGACUCCGGCCGAGCAACCCCAGCCUGAUGAGCCAAUAGUUGCUGACGAGGGAGAGCCUGGGCCCAGUGAUGAGGAGCCUAAACCAGCAGAAGAGGGUGUUGAGGAGCCUAAACCAGCAGAAGAGGGUGUUGAGGACCAGGCAGCUCCAGCAGUGGAGGAGACUGAGCAGCCAGAAGCAGAAGCAGAGCCAGAGCCUGAGGUCAAAGAAGAGCCUGUGGUUAUCACCCCUGAGGGCAGCCCGUUUUGGCUCUCAACUGAAGAUGUGCUAGCCAAAGGACUACUCGAGAAUGAGGUGGAAAACUUCAAGAACUUCUUCUUCCGACAGAGUCACAGUCUCCAGGCCUGGUAUGACCAGCUCAAAGACCUUGCCAUACAGACAGAGUUCAUCACCCUCUCUAAGGAAGAGAUCGAGGCGCUGAGUGCUGUAGGUGAUCCAAGCGAGGAACAACAACAGGUACUUUCUGGUCUAGAGGACAGGGUCAACCAGGCCAUUGAGCUCUUUGAGGGAGACGGGGCAGUAGUCAGGGUCAACGAGAGGAGUGCCAAGGACUCCGUCUAUGACAGAGAUGAUGAGACGUACAUUGCUCAAGUUAGGGAUGCUGUGGUGAAUGAGCUUGAGGUGGAGAAGCAACGAGCCAAUGCCUACGCCAUCUGGAAGGAGCAAGAGAAAGGGCCCAACGCCUUUAAGAGGGGGAUCAACACUCUCAGGGCAUCUCUCCGUCGCCCUCGAGCCCACAGCACUGGCAGAAAAGAGGCCAAACCCAAGCUGGAGGAGGAGAAAAAUAAGGACGAGGAAAAACAAGAGGAGCCACCAAAGGAUGAAACUGCUGAGGUUGCUGAGGGUGGUGAGGAAGAAGCCACUGGAGGAAAGGUCACUAUUGAGGUGCAAGUAGAGAAUGAUGGUGAAGACAAGCCUGCUGAUGAGACUCCUGUUGCAGAGGAGGCACCAAAGGAUGAGGGAGAAGCAGCUGAGGCACCGAAGGACGAGGGUGAACCUGCUGAGGCACCAAAGGAAGAAACUGAAGUUGUAGAGGCGCCAAAGGAAGAAGUUGAACCUGCUCCCAAAGAAGGCGAGGAGGCAGCAAAGGACGACGGUGAAGCUGCAGCAAAGGAGGGUGACAAGACCAAGGAAGGUGAUAUUGAAAAGGUUGAUGAGGAAGCCCAGCCAGAGGAACCCAAGAAGAGCCCCACCCAUGUCCAUCACAAGUUGCGCAAGGCCAAAACGGAGAGCCUGGACAACCAGAUCCUGAGAGCUUUCCUCUUGAGCACCACUGCCCUAUUCAAAGUCAAGACUGGGAAGGAGGCCAUCGACCUCCUGCGCAGAAGUGUCAGUAUCAGGAAUGAUCUGAACCAACUGAAGGCAUUUGGAGGUGUUGAGGGAGUCCAGGUGUCCCUUAGUGUGUGUCGCUGGCAGGAACAAGUGGCCAGCUAUCCUGGCAUGGAGUUCAGGGGAUUUGUGUACAAGAAUGAGCUGAAUGCCCUCUCCCAGUACAACGACACUGCCUAUUAUCCCAACACGGACACGUACUUCAACACCAUCCAAGCCAAAGUGCAGGACUUCUUCAAGGCCAACAUUCAGGAGUCUCUCCGAGAGCUAGAGAAUUACAUCAUUGACUUUUAUGUCACCCCUGACAAGGUGCUGGUGAUCCGCCUGAACCCAUUCUACACGGCCAUUGGAGCUUGUCUCUACACCUGGAAUGAGAAUGGGAAAGUUCUCACUCAGGGCCCUUUCGAGUUCCGCAUUGUGGAUGCACCCAGGACAGCCCCUGAAGCCUUCAGCAGCUUUCAGCCAUUCUGGCAGACAAUGUUGCAGUCAGUGCUCGACCAGAGAAGGCCACCAGGUCGACAAAGAGGUUGCAUACUACUCUAAGUAUACGACAACUAUACAGAUUCAAUAAAAUUGUUUUAUUAUAGAAUAAAUUAAAUUUUCCCUGAACUAGUAAAUUAGCAAAUAACAAUUUUACCAUCCGAAAUGCACCUACACACUGUAAAAAUUAUUUGUGCUGUAUAAUUAUAAUACCUAUAAUUAUUGUGUAGAUCUCAAGUUAUUGCUUACCCAUGUCUAAUAUCUGCCUAAUGGCCUGUAUACAAAAUAAAUCCCCCAGAAA